GGCUCCUCCUCCCGACAACAUGGCGGUGCCCAAAGGCUCAAGCCGCACGUGAGAGAGUGUGGGCGUCUAGGGCUCGGAGAGUACAGCGUGUCGGUUAUAUCCCUUCCACCACCGUUCCCGAGGUUCUUGCAGGUCCCCGCCGCACCCCCGCAGCCAUGAAGACAAAGCCUGUUUCGCACAAGACGGAGAACACUUACCGGUUUCUCACAUUUGCUGAACGACUGGGCAAUGUGAAUAUCGACAUCAUUCACCGUAUCGAUAGAACUGCCAGCUAUGAAGAGGAGGUUGAAACCUACUUUUUUGAGGGUCUGCUGAAAUGGAGAGAAUUGAACCUUACAGAACACUUUGGGAAAUUUUACAAAGAAGUUAUUGACAAAUGCCAGUCAUUCAAUCAGCUGGUAUAUCAUCAAAAUGAGAUUGUUGAGAGUUUGAAGACUCACCUACAAAUUAAGAACAGUUUUGCCUAUCAACCCCUUUUGGAUUUGGUUGUACAGUUGGCACGAGAUCUGCAGAUGGAUUUCUAUCCACACUUUCAAGAUUUUUUCCUGACUAUCACCUCAAUCCUGGAGACUCAGGACACAGAGUUGUUAGAAUGGGCUUUCACUUCACUGUCUUAUCUUUACAAGUACCUGUGGCGACUGAUGGUAAAGGACAUGUCCAAUAUAUACAGCAUGUACAGUACACUCCUGGCUCAUAAAAAACUGCAUAUAAGAAAUUUUGCAGCUGAAAGUUUUACUUUUUUGAUGAGAAAGGUUUCUGAUAAGAAUGCACUUUUCAACUUAAUGUUUUUCGAUCUUGGUGAACAUCCAGAAAAGACAGAAGGAGUUGGGCAGUUGCUUUUUGAGAUGUGCAAAGGAGUUAGAAAUAUGUUUCAUUCCUGUACAGGCCAGGCAGUGAAGCUAAUUUUGCAAAAGUUAGGACCAGUUACAGAAACAGAAACUCAACUGUCCUGGAUUUUGGUUGGAGAAACACUCAAAAACAUGGUCAAAUCCACUGUGCUCUAUAUCUACAAGGAACAUUUUGGUACAUUUUUUGACUGCUUACAAGAAUCACUCCUGGACCUACAUACAAAAGUAACGCAAACUAACUGUUGUGAAAGUUCUGAACAGAUUAAAAGGUUGUUAGAAAUAUAUCUGAUACUUGUGAAACAUGGAAAUGGAUCAAAGAUAACCAAACCUGCUGAUGUUUGUAAGGUGUUAUGUCAAACAUUACAAAUAGAUUAUCUCUCCACAUCUUGCCGGAAGACCCUCUUGGAUGUAAUUUCUGCUUUGAUCCUUGGAGAAAAUGUUUCCUUACCAGAGACGCUCAUCAGUGAAACCGCAGAAAAAAUUUUUGAGAGUGGAUUUGAAAGACGUUUAAUUUUGGAUUUUUCUGAAGUCAUGUUUGCUAUGAAGCAGUUUGAGCAGCUUUUCCUACCAUGCUUUCUCUUGUAUAUUGAGAAAUGCUUUUUGAUUGAUGACUCUGUGGUCAAAGGUGAGGCUCUGGCCAUUUUGGCCAAGCUCAUUCUGAACAAAGCAGCGCCUCCCAUGGCUGGCUCAAUGGCAAUCGAAAAGUACCCCCUGCUUUUCUCACCACAGACCAUGGGGUACUGUUUAAAGCAGAAGAAGACUAGAUCCAAAGGAGGAAAGGAACUGUUUCCAGUAUUGAACCAUCUCUUAUCAAUAAUUCAGUCACCCCCAAAGAAAGAUCCCACUUACCUUUCACAGUCUUGGGCAGCCCUUGUAGUGUUACCUCAUGUUAGACCUCUUGAGAAAGAAAAGGUGAUACCACUGGUCACAUGCUGCAUAGAAUCACUGUUCACGACUGUUGACAGAGGGAGCUUUGGAAAAGGAAACUUAUUUGUUCUUUGCCAAGCCGUAAAUACUCUGCUAAGUUUGGAAGAAUCUUCUGAACUACUUCAUUUGGUUCCUGUGGAACGUGUGAAGAAUUUAGUGCUAAUGUUUCCUUCGGAGCCAUCUGUGUUGCUGUUGGCUGAUCUCUAUUAUCAGAGACUCUCCUUAUGUGGCUGCAAGGGGCCACUUUCAGAAGAAAAUUUAAUGGAACUAUUUCCCAAGUUGCAAGCAAACAUUUCAACAGGUGUAUCCAAGAUUCGACUUUUGACAAUAAGGAUCCUAAACCAUUUUGAUGUUCGGCUUCCAGAAGUGAAGGAGGACGAUGGGCUCUCAGAGCGGCAGUCUGCCUUUGCUAUACUCCGCCAGGCUGAACUUGUGCCAGCAACGGUGAAUGACUACCGGGAGAAGCUUCUUCAUCUAAGAAAACUGAGACAUGAUGUGGUGCAGACCGCAGUCCCUGAUGGACCAUUGCAGGAGGUGCCACUUCGUUAUUUACUAGGCAUGUUAUAUAUUAACUUCAGUGCACUGUGGGAUCCUGUUAUUGAACUCAUAAGUUCUCAUGCACAUGAAAUGGAAAAUAAACAAUUUUGGAAAGUCUACUAUGAGCAUCUAGAAAAAGCAGCUACACAUGCUGAGAAAGAACUACAGAAUGAUCUAACAGAUGAGGAGAAGUCCAUUGGAGAUGAAAGUUGGGAGCAGACCCAGGAAGGGGAUGUUGGAGCUCUUUAUCAUGCACAGUUAGCAUUAAAAACAGAUUGUUGGGAAAGACUAGACCAUACCAACUUCCGGUUUUUGCUCUGGCGAGCUCUAGCAAAAUUCCCAGAGAGAGUAGAGCCACGGUCCAGGGAACUCUCUCCACUUUUCUUGAGAUUUAUCAAUAAUGAGUAUUACCCAGCAGAUCUGCAGAUUGCGCCUACCCAGGACUUGCGGAGAAAAAGUAAAGGGGUAGCCGCAGAAGAAAUGGAAGAGGAACCUGCCCCUGUAGAUGAGGAAGAGUUGGAGGAAGAGGUGCUGCCCCGAGAUGAGCCCUCACAGAAGAAAAGGACGAGAAGGGCAGCAGCAAAGCAAUUAAUUGCUCAUCUGCAAGUUUUCUCUAAAUUUUCAAAUCCACGGGCAUUAUAUCUGGAAUCAAAAUUGUAUGAGUUAUAUCUUCAGUUAUUGCUACACCAAGAUCAAACAGUACAAAAAAUAACCCUGGAUUGCAUAAUGACAUAUAAACAUCCUCAUAUCCUCCCUUACAGGGAAAACUUACAAAGGUUGCUUGAAGACAGAAGCUUUAAGGAAGAGAUAGUGCAUUUCAGCAUUUCAGAAGAUAAUACUGUAGUGAAAACAGCCCACCGAGCAGAUCUGUUUCCUAUUCUCAUGAGAAUUCUGUAUGGGCGAAUGAAGAAUAAGACUGGGAGUAAAACUCAGGGGAAAUCUGCUUCAGGCACCCGCAUGGCCAUUGUCCUGCGCUUCCUCGCUGGGACCCAACCUGAGGAGAUCCAGAUAUUCUUAGACCUGCUGUUUGAGCCUGUGAAGCACUUCCAGAAUGGGGAGUGCCAGUCUGCAGUCAUUCAAGCCGUAGAAGGUUUGGAUUUGUCUAAAAUUCUUCCUUUGGGCCGUCAGCAUGGUGUCUUAAAUAGCCUUGAAAUAGUGUUGAAGAACAUUAGCCAUCUGAUCAGCGCGUACUUACCCAAGAUCUUGCAGAUACUGCUCUGUAUGACAGCGACCGUAUCACACAUCCUUGACCAACGGGAAAAGAUACAGCUGAGGUUUAUUAACCCACUGAAAAACCUUAGGCGUCUUGGAAUCAAAAUGGUAACUGAUAUCUUUUUGGAUUGGGAAUCCUAUCAAUUCAGAACAGAAGAAAUUGAUGGUGUAUUUCAUGGUGCUGUCUGGCCCCAGAUCUGCAGGCUUGGAUCAGAGAGUCAGUAUUCUCCUACACCUCUACUGAAACUAAUUAGUGUCUGGAGCAGAAAUGCAAGAUAUUUUCCUUUUCUGGCCAAACAGAAGCCUGGACAUCCAGAGUAUGAUAUCCUGACCAAUGUUUUUGCAAUUCUGUCAGCAAAGAAUCUCUCUGAUGCUACAGCCAGUAUUGUGAUGGAUAUAGUCAAUGACCUUCUUAACCUUUCGGAUUUUGAGCCCACAGAAACAGUUUUGAGCUUGCCAGUAACUGGAUGCGUAUACACUGACAUAGCAGAAGACAUGGACAAGUCUAUCACUAUGGGAGGAAGAUUAAUUUUGCCUCAUGUACCUGCAAUUCUUCAGUAUCUCAGCAAAACCACAAUCAGUGCAGAAAAGGUGAAAAAGAAAAAGAAUAGAGCACAAGUCAGUAAGGAACUUGGCAUUCUUUCAAAGAUCAGCAAAUUUAUGAAAGACAAAGAACAAAGUUCUCUGCUCAUUACACUUCUCCUUCCUUUCCUGCAUCGUGGCAAUAUUGCUCAGGAUACAGAGGUGGAUAUUCUGGUGACAGUGCAAAACUUGUUAUAUCACUGUCUGGACCCUGCAAGCUUCCUCAAGCCACUAGCGAAACUCUUCUCGGUUAUUAAGAACAAGCUGUCAAGACAGCUGCUUUGUACAGUUUUCCAGACUCUUGCUGAUUUUGAUAGUGAACUAAAGUAUAUCACCGAUGUUGUCAAGCUUAACGCCUUUGAUCAAAGACAUCUUGAUGAUAUCAACUUUGAUGUCCGAUUUGCAACAUUCCAGACCAUUGCCUCAUACAUUAAAGACAUGCAGACUGUGGAUGUUAACUACCUAAUUCCAGUUAUGCAUAAUUGUUUCUAUAAUAUGGAGUUAGGAGAUAUGUCUUUAAGUGAUAAUGCCAGCAUGUGCUUGAUGAGUAUCAUCAAAAAACUAGCAGCUUUAAAUGUCACAGAGAAAGACUACAGAGAAAUCAUUCAUCGUUCACUACUGGAGAAAUUGAGGAAAGGGUUGAAGAGCCAGACAGAGAGUGUCCAACAGGAUUAUACCACAGUACUUUCUUGUUUAAUUCAAACCUUUCCAAAUCAACUAGAAUUUAAAGACUUGGUACAGCUUACUCAUCACCAUGAUCCAGAAAUGGACUUCUUUGAGAACAUGAAGCACAUCCAGAUCCACAGAAGAGCCAGAGCCCUGAAGAAACUGGCAAAACAGCUGAUGGAAGGCAAAGUUGUGCUGUCCUCUAAAUCUCUUCAGAAUUACAUCAUGCCUUAUGCCAUGACUCCAAUUUUUGAUGAGAAAAUGCUCAAGCAUGAAAACAUAACCAUUGCUGCCACAGAGGCCAUUGGAGCCAUUUGCAGUCAUCUCUCUUGGCCAGCAUAUAUCUAUUACUUGAAACAUUUUAUUCAUAUCUUACAGACUGGACAGAUCAACCAAAAAUUGGGUGUCAGUUUGCUAGUAAUAGUGUUAGAUGCAUUUCACUUUGACCACAAAACUCUUGAAGAACAAAUGGGGAAAAUUCAGAAUGGAGAAAGUGUAAACAUAGACACAACAGAAUUGACUGAGUUACCAGAGCAUGAGGCCAUGGAGCUAGAAAACACGGAUGAAGGAGAGAAGGAAAUGACACGCACGAGUUUGUCAGAUGACGAAAGAGAGCCAGGGAACCUUGAACCAGCAGAUUCAGAAGGGACAGCACCUAAGGAAUCAGAGUGCACCGCUAAGUCUGUCUCUUUCCUCCCUCGGAAUAAGGAAGAAUUGGAAAGAACAAUUAAAAAUAUCCAAACCACUAUAACUGGGGAGAUCCUACCCAGGCUGCAUAAAUGCCUCGCAUCCACGACUAAAAGGGAAGAAGAACAUAAGCUCAUCAAGUCAAAGGUGGUGAAUGACGAGGAAGUGGUUCGAGUUCCUUUAGCUUUUGCCAUGGUUAAGCUAAUGCACUCCCUUCCAAAAGAAGUUAUGGAAGCCAACCUGCCAAGUAUUUUGCUGAAAGUGUGUGCCCUCCUCAAGAACAGAGCACAAGAAAUCAGAGACAUUGCACGCAGCACUCUGGCAAAAAUAAUAGAGGAUCUGGGGAUGCACUUUCUACAGUAUGUCUUAAAGGAAUUACAGACCACCCUUGUUCGUGGGUAUCAGGUCCAUGUGCUAACUUUCACUGUUUACAUGUUGCUGCAAAACCUCACCAACAAGCUCCAAGUUGGGGAUUUAGAUUCUUGUUUGGAUAUAAUGAUUGAGAUUUUUAACCAUGAGUUGUUUGGUGCCGUUGCUGAAGAGAAGGAAGUAAAGCAGAUCCUCUCUAAAGUCAUGGAGGCACGGAGAAGCAAGAGUUACGAUUCCUAUGAAAUCCUGGGAAAGUUCGUAGGAAAAGAUCAAGUUACAAAGCUCAUUCUUCCAUUAAAAGAGAUCUUACAAAAUACCACGAGCUUAAAACUGGCCCGCAAAGUUCAUGAAACCUUACGCCGAAUCAUAGCAGGAUUGAUUGUAAAUCAGGAAAUGACGGCAGAAGCUAUUCUAUUGCUCAGUUACGGUUUGGUCAGUGAAAAUCUUCCCCUGUUAACAGAGAAAGAAAAAAAUCCAGCACCCCCUGCACCAGAUCCACGCCUGCCACCCCAGAGCUGCCUUCUGCUUCCACCGACUCCGGUUCGAGGUGGACCAAAAGCUGUUGUGAGCAGGAAAACCAACAUGCACAUAUUUAUUGAGUCUGGGCUUCGGCUGUUACAUCUGAGUCUAAAGACCUCCAAGAUCAAGUCUUCGUGUGAACAUGCCCUGGAAAUGUUGGAUCCUUUUGUGGCGCUCCUUAUCGACUGCCUGGGUUCCAUGGACGUGAAGGUGAUCACAGGCGCUUUACAAUGCCUAAUCUGGGUCUUGAGGUUCCCUCUGCCUUCUAUAGAAACCAAAGCAGAAAAGUUGACGAAGCACCUCUUCCUUUUGCUCAAGAACUAUGCAAAACUUGGGGCUGCCAAGGGUCAGAAUUUCCACCUGGUGGUCAACUGCUUCAAGUGUGUGACCAUCCUUGUAAAGAAAGUCAAGUCGUACCAUAUAACUGAAAAACAGCUUCAAGUUCUACUGGCGUACGCUGAGGAGGACAUUUAUGACACUUCAAGACAAGCUACUGCAUUUGGUCUUCUCAAGGCUAUUUUAUCAAGAAAGUUGUUGGUCCCAGAGAUUGAUGAUGUCAUGCGGAAAGUAUCCAAGUUGGCUAUUUCUGCACAAAGCGAACCUGCCAGAGUCCAGUGCAGACAGGUUUUUCUGAAAUACAUUCUUGACUAUCCUCUGGGAGACAAAUUGAGACCCAACUUGGACUUCUUGCUUGCUCAACUGAAUUAUGAACACGAGACCGGGAGAGAGUCCACCUUGGAGAUGAUCGCCUAUCUCUUUGAGACAUUCCCUCAGGGACUUCUUCACGAGAACUGUGGAGUGUUCUUUAUUCCUCUUUGUCUAAUGGUGGUGAAUGAUGACUCUGCCAUGUGCAAAAAGAUGGCAUCCAUGACCAUCAAAUCCUUACUCAGUAAAAUCAGCCUUGAGAAAAAAGAUUGGCUAUUUGAAAUGGUCACCUCCUGGUUUGGAGCAAAAAAGAGUCUGAAUAGACAGCUUGCUGCCUUAAUCUGUGGUGUGUUUGUGGAAAGUGAAGGUGUUGAUUUUGAGAGAAGGCUUAAAACUGUCCUUCCUGUGAUUGAAAGGGAAAUUAAUCCUGAGAACUUUCAAGAUAUCAUGGAAGAGACCGAAGAGAAAGCCGCAGAUCGCCUGCUGUUCAGUUUUCUUACACUGAUGAGCAAGCUCAUCAAGGAAUGUAACAUUAUUCAGUUUACCAAACCCUCAGAGACUUUGAGUAAAAUCUGGAGUCAUGUUCAUUCUCACCUGAGACAUCCACACAACUGGGUGUGGCUCACUGCAGCCCAGAUUUUUGGAUUGCUCUUUGCCUCUUGUCAGCCAGAGGAGCUUGUUCGAAAAUGGCAUGCCAAAAAGACAAAAAAGAAACACUCAGAACCUGUGGCAAUCCAGUUCCUCACAAGUGACCUUGACCAGAAGAUGAAAAGUAUCUCUCUAGCCUCUUGCCAUCAGUUGCAUUCCAAGUUCUUAGAUCAGUCUCUAGGAGAACAGGUUGUUAAGAAUUUGUUGUUCGUAGCCAAAGUCUUGUAUUUACUGGAACCUGAUUCUGGACAUAAGCAAGGUGAGGUAAGAGAAGACAUGGAAGAACAAGACUGUGGGGCCGCAGAGGCAGGAGAAGAGGACAAAGCAUCUGCAGAGAAGGCCGAGGGUGACAGAGAAGAGAGGGAAGAGCCCAGCAAGCCAGCCACGCUGAUGUGGCUCAUCCAGAAGUUGUCCCGGGUGGCAAAACUGGAAGCUGCUUAUUCACCUAGAAACCCCUUAAAGAGAACGUGCAUCUUUAAGUUCCUUGGCGCUGUAGCAGUGGAUCUUGGGAUAGACAAAGUGAAGCCAUAUCUCCCAAUGAUCAUCGCUCCUUUGUUUCGAGAACUGAAUAGCACCUAUUCAGAGCAAGAUCCUUUGCUGAAGAAUCUGUCCCAGGAAAUCAUAGACUUACUCAAAAAGCUCGUUGGGCUCGAGAGCUUCUCAUUAGCCUUUGCCUCUGUACAAAAACAGGCUAAUGAGAAAAGAGCACUCCGGAAAAAGAGGAAGGCUCUGGAGUUUGUAACCAAUCCUGAUAUUGCUGCCAAGAAAAAGCUGAAGAAACACAAGAAUAAAAGUGAAGCAAAGAAGAGAAAGAUAGAGUUCCUGCGUCCAGGCUAUAAGGCCAAGAGACAGAAAAGCCACAGCCUCAAAGAGUUAGCAAUGGUGGAAUAGUCUCCUUAGGCUGAUAUCAGAGCAUAAGACGCUCAACUCAUCCCAGAGAAUGAACUUUCUAGUAUAUUCUGCUAGUCUAAACUCACAGCAGAUUUUAUUAUUUAAGUUAAACUUUGGCAUAGAUUGUAUAUAUCUAUGUAAUAUAAUCAUGCUUUUUUAAUUAAAAUAUUUCAUACUAUACUGUAUCUUCACUGUCU
Molecule: messenger RNA, 8728 nt
Organism: Lepus europaeus (European hare)
Lineage: Eukaryota; Metazoa; Chordata; Mammalia; Lagomorpha; Leporidae
Gene: UTP20
Product: UTP20 small subunit processome component
Exons: 62
Coding region: 156-8531 (2791 amino acids)
Cellular component (GO): nucleolus; small-subunit processome; 90S preribosome
Source: RefSeq, a predicted model, not a curated record